AUGGCCACUGUGAAUCAACAACAUUCAGGUCAUCGCUGGAUGCUUGAAGCAUUAAAAUUAGCACAAAAUGCACUAGAUAAACAAGAAGUUCCUAUUGGUUGUGUAAUUAUUCAUAAUGACACAAAAAUACUUGCAUCAGGUCAAAAUGAACCUGUUCGACUUAAAAAUGCUACAAGACAUGCUGAAAUGUGUGCACUUGAUUCUCUUUUUGCUGAAUAUGAUCUUUCAACUGCACGAAAACUUCUAUCUGAAUCAGUUCUCUAUGUUACUUGUGAACCUUGUAUGAUGUGUGCCGGUGCAUUACGUCUUGCUGGUUUAACACAAGUUAUCUAUGGAUGUUCAAAUGAUCGUUUCGGUGGUUGUGGAUCUGUAUUAGAUAUUGCACAAGAUCCAAUGCCUGAUACAUUACCUUUACAAUGUACAAGUGGAAUUGAAGGUGAUGAAGCAAUGCGUUUAUUAAAAUCAUUUUAUAUGAAUACCAAUGUAAAUGCACCACAACCGAAAGAUAAAUCUAAAAGACUUAAAAAAACACCUGUAACAUCUGAAUAA
Messenger RNA from Adineta steineri, 549 nucleotides. The record is from the annotation of a GenBank genome assembly. NCBI's taxonomy places the organism in Eukaryota, Metazoa, Rotifera, Eurotatoria, Adinetida, Adinetidae.